Colletotrichum scovillei is the source of this 2347-nucleotide messenger RNA. Its product is annotated as thaumatin family protein. The transcript is spliced from 2 exons. The record is from RefSeq and is a predicted model, not a curated record. Gene Ontology annotation, biological process: defense response. Bases 853 to 2100 code for a protein of 415 amino acids. NCBI's taxonomy places the organism in Eukaryota, Fungi, Ascomycota, Sordariomycetes, Glomerellales, Glomerellaceae. Gene Ontology annotation, cellular component: extracellular region.
GAACACGAACCGCUGGGAAGUUCGACCCAAGGUCGGGCCCUGCAUCUUGCACCCUUCGACAACUGACAGUGGCAGCAGGUAAAUGGGACGGACCAAGGCCCCCUCAGUUGGGUAAGGUAGGUAUGCGGUGAAUACAGCAAAUAAAGUACUGUGGUUCAGGAGGUAAUGUCAUUAUGCGAUGGUGUGUUCUUCUCUCUUCUUGGACUUUGACAUCUCAUCAACCUCAGGUCACUCGAGGUUAUCGUAUGCCACGAAACCCUCUACUUCGUACCCUCCUACAAAACUCGACGACGGUCCCUUUCUGCAUCAUUAGUGUCGGAUAACGCUUGUCUAUUAAGCGCGAAAGAAAAUAACCUACUUCUCCUUUCCCUGCCCUGCGAACCCAGUUCCUGUUCCACCCUUCCGUGCCCGUCCAACCAACCUGCGUCUCCCACCUGGUCGAACUCUGACGCUACAUCGCGCGUGCAGGGAUAAUCAGGAAUUGGCCCCUGGAUCAACCAGGCCGAUCUCACCUCUGGGCAUAUCCCGCCGCCCCUUGCUUUUGCUCAUUCGCUCUCACGUCGACGCUCCCGUACGUCACUCGGUGCAGGUCCGUCGCAGGCUAUUGGUGGGCGUCUGAUUGCUCAACAUCGUUGGGUGCUGGCGGUUAUUAUAUCUACCUCCAGAUCGUCGUUCGUCUAGAAUCGCGGAAGCUUGGAUCCCUCUGAAUCAUGAAUUGUUACAGCAUCCCAGCGUAAAGAUACAUUGGAUCCUUUCAGGUCGACGAAUUACACGACUUGUUAUCACUCUCAGUUUUGCUAUUUCUCUUAGACUAUAACGAAGACCUGUCAGAGAAGGCCGGCCUACAAAACCAUGAGACCUUCGUUAUCUUCGAGGAGAGGCGAUAAGCGACCUUCGAGGACCAGCCAGAGCCUCUUCUUCGCGCUGGCCAUAUCCUCGCAGCUACCAGCAGCCAACGCAAUCGUUUUCCCAAGCUAUCACCCCAACUACAAGACCGACUACCUUCAACUGAACAAGCGGUACAACCCCGCCAGACGAGGCCCACCCGAGGACUGGAAUGGGAGAAUCCCCUUGAAGGUCACCAACUCAUGUCCUGACACGAUCUGGCCCGGCAUCACAACGCAGCAUGGCGUCGGUCCUGGAAUCGGCGGUUUCGAGCUUGCCUCGGGCGACAGUCGAGACAUGUGGGUUGGGCCAACUUGGCAAGGCCGCGCUUGGGGAAGAACCAACUGUACCAUCAAUGGGGAGUCGGCAGGCUGCGAGACGGGUGAUUGCUUUGGAAAGCUUGACUGUGAAUUCAGUGGUGCUGUUCCCGCAACUCUCGCCGAGUUCAACUUGGCCGGCGGUGUCUCUGGACGCCAAACAUUUUACGACAUCUCCCUGGUCGAUGGCUACAACAUCCCUGUGGGCAUCAACUACAUCCCCGCCGAGAACACCACUUAUAUCCCGCCAAACCUGACCAACUGCGCCUGCAUCGCAACGACGGGCUUCCUCUCACAACGCGCGGCAAGCGGUACCGUCUACACCAACAGCACAUACCCUGUUCCUUGGGAACCGACUGAGUCCAACGAGAGCUCCAAAGACUGGUGUCCGUGGCCACUGCUUUCCAACCCGCCAGACAAGCCAGGCGAUGGUGUCUACCCCUAUCCCGACGACAACAUUCAGCGACCGACCUUCAGCCCGUGCAAGAGCCAAUGCGCGGCCACGAAUUCGGAUCACGACUGCUGUAUAGGCAAAUGGCAUGACCCCAAUAAGUGCAAGCCAGGCUUGUACUCCAGACACGCCAAGGCCCUGUGCCCCGACGCAUACAGCUUCGCCUUUGACGACCAAACGUCGACCUUCAUCAUCCCAUCAGGCGGCGGCUGGGAGGUUGUCUUCUGCCCCGCUGGAAGGAGCACUAACAUUCUCCGCACCAUGGGACCGCAACUGUUCGAGCUCGCAAGCGCCGGCUUCUUGAGCCAGAAGAACCUGGACCUGGUUAAGAAUCAAUCCUACAUAGAGUCUGAGAGCGAAAAGAACGCUGCUCCAGGCCUGGCUUCGUCGUCUCUGUGGGCCAUCUGUGCGGCGGCUACAACCGCUGUCAUGCUGUUGGGUUGGUAGAUGCCUUUGGGUUGCUUGCUUUUUUUUGCUUUCUCUGGAAUAAGCACGACGGGGCUGGACCCGCGCAAUCUGCCGUGCUUCUUUGCAAGUUUGGGAUUUUUGGCAUUGGGAUACCCUGGAAUGAUUGUACGAGGCAUGGACGAUAGACGCAUGGCGCAAGACGAUGAUACAGAGGCUCAACAGUGUGAGCUAUAAGACACUAUAGCCGCAACCUUCCUUUCGAGUACCUAGAAGACUUAUACCCAUG